AUGCGAAGGGGCGGGACGUCGGGCGAUAGACGGGGAAUGAGAGAGCCGGGAGGGGGGGCAGGCACACAGGGUGCACAGGAGGAUGGAAAGCAUAUAACGGAGGGAGUGCCAGGUGACGGCGGGACGCAAGUGGCGAGGACCAGAGCCCGAAGCGGCCAGGCCACAAGCAAGGACGCAAGCAGAGAAGCAAACGACGGGAGGAGAGGAACGGGGGGGACACAGGCCGGACAUGCAGCGGGGAAAGGCCAGCAGGAAGGGACCUUGGCCCCACCAGACAUGCCAGGCGUAGGAGGAAAAGUAUCAGACCAAAGACGACGGAACCCAGGCGUGCGACAGGAUCCAAACCCAAGGGGCGCCGAUGUCAGGGACGGGAAAGGACAGGAUGAGAGUGACGCCGGUCCCAUGUCAUCUGGAAUGAUUUUCCCGUGGCCAGGAAUUUGGAGGGGAGGAGGGCCCAGGCAUAAAGGCUCGCCUUGUCAUUUCUGCACUAGGUAA
Prunus armeniaca (apricot) is the source of this 495-nucleotide messenger RNA. The record is from the annotation of a GenBank genome assembly. NCBI's taxonomy places the organism in Eukaryota, Viridiplantae, Streptophyta, Magnoliopsida, Rosales, Rosaceae.